This is a messenger RNA of Triplophysa dalaica, 3236 nucleotides long. RefSeq names its product adhesion G protein-coupled receptor G4a (gene adgrg4a). Gene Ontology annotation, molecular function: G protein-coupled receptor activity. The record is from RefSeq and is a predicted model, not a curated record. Gene Ontology annotation, cellular component: membrane. The transcript has 25 exons. Lineage: Eukaryota; Metazoa; Chordata; Actinopteri; Cypriniformes; Nemacheilidae. Gene Ontology annotation, biological process: cell surface receptor signaling pathway; adenylate cyclase-activating G protein-coupled receptor signaling pathway. Bases 180 to 3236 code for a protein of 1018 amino acids.
CUAGACUAUUCCAGGUGAUCGUAGAUGGAUCUAAUCACACAUUUCAUUUAAAUGAAACGUUUCCAAGGUUCCUCGCCACAAAUGGAACCCUGACUUUGGGAGUGUCACAUCGUUUUGUUGGAGGUGUAAUAGAUUUUGAGACUGGGAAAAACUUGCUUGGGUAUCUGUACCUGUUCAGAAUGUGGGGAGAGCAGUUGAGCGCUCAGCAGCUGGAAGCAUGGAAAUGUGUAGAUGGAAACAUUGUGAUGUGGAGAGAGCAAGACUGGAAGUAUAGGGGAUGCCAACCAAUGCCAGACGCAAGUUUGAAAUGUGAAUGGUCAAAAUAUCAAAUUAAAAUGAACACGUCUAUAACACAAAAGACCAAUAACUACAACACUGAGAAUGAAAUGAAGGAGAUCUUUCUUACUUGGCUUACGAAUAUUUUCCCUCAAAGCCUAUCAGUGCAUUCUUUAUUCCUAUCACAUUUAAGCUCUCAAACAAUUGAUGAUUUAAAUCCAUACGUUAAAGAGGACAUUCAGGGUAGAGGAAAUCAGGCAAACAAGAAACAAUGGUUUGACCUUCUGGUGUUUGUGAGAGAGGUACCUGGAGCUGAUGUAAGUGAAACAGAGGCUGAGAUACAGAAGCUCCUUAAACCUUCUUACAACCAUGACAAAAACAUCAUCCUAAAAACAGAUCCAACAUCUAUAUACGUCCUCUCCGUAGCCCACUUUCCCAAUGUUACUGUGGAUCCUUCUUUGACUACUGCUAUUGCUACCAAGUAUCCUGUCACAGAAAAUACACACAUUGUAACGUCAGUAACUCAGAAAUCCUUACAGACAAGGGAAAUGGAAAAUACAAGUUGUUCAACUAUUUUACGACCAGACCAAGAUUUUGGAGACACUUUUUUCAGAGUCUAUCUCAACCUUACAAUGAGCGAAAAUAUCACAACCCCAAAAAACACCCUACAGCGAUGGCUUCAACAAACACUGGCAGAUCAAGGAAUGGAACCAUUGAAUCUUGUACUAGAAGGAUUUCCAAAGUACAUCAGCAGCUUUCAUGUUAAAGCUCCUGGAAAAGUGGAUGUCAUACGGACACAGGGGCUGAUUUUUGAUCUGUUAAGAAACGGAUCCUCGAACGAUUCAAUUAUUAUAAAAGUUCCAAAUGAUGAAGUCCACGUCCUCCAUAUAGAACCGGGUCUUUGUCCUGAGGAAAUUACGCACACAGUGUAUGGUAUAUACAUAUGGCCUGACAUGACGGCUCAAACCCCAUAUUCUAUGUGGUGUGUGAAAGGCGAGGAAAGUGCUAAAAGGUUUUGUCAAUUAAACGGGGAAACUGACAGAGCAGUCUGGGACCCACCAGACAUGAGCAUGUGCAUGACGACCGUAUCAGAUUUUGAAGAUCUGGAAAAUAUUGAAGUUACAGCUAACAAUUCAGCAGAUAUUGUGAAUUUGAUUGAGGAUCUGUUGAAGGACGAGAACAGUCUGACUGAUGCACAGCUGGAGAUUAUUAUCGAUAAACUGUCUGCGGUCACUAAGAUCGCAACCUUGACCACAGUGCUGGCCAGCAGCAUUACAAAUACACUUUCAAAUAUCUGUGAAUAUACAACCAACCUCAGCCAAGUCACCAAUGAAAUACUGUAUAUCACAGACCUCAUGGGAGACAGAACGGUGUUCACAGGAUCUUAUCAUAACAUGACAGCCCCUUCAUUGGCACUGCAGCUGAUCAACCCAGACACCACACAGUUCCAAGGCCUCACAUUUGGAGUGUCCUUCUUUCAGACUGGUCUCACCCCUGAGAUAUAUUUCAACAGGAUGUUUUCAGAGCAGACAGACACAGCAGAUGUGGCAUCCAUAUCUUUACCUUCUACUGUCGAGAACUUUUUCCCAAACAGUGAAGCCACUCCUCGUGUCCAGUUCCAUUUUUAUGGCAAAGAAAAUCUCUUUCGGUGCACUCAAAGUAAUAUGAUGCUGAAUUCUUACGUGGUGUCUGCCAGUAUCACCAACGCCACAGUGAGUGACCUUAAGAUUCCAGUGGUGGUCACGUUCCAACAUCUUCAACAAAAAGAGGAUCAGGCCAUUGUCAAAUGUGUUUACUGGGAUUUCAAUAAGAACAAUGGAAUAGGAGGAUGGAACGAUGAAGGAUGUGAGAUUAAGAGGUCUAACGCCACUUACACACUGUGUUACUGUGAUCAUCUCACACAUUUUGGAGUUCUUCUGGAUAUCUCUAAAACCCCAAUAAAUCCAGAAGAUGAGAAGAUUCUAACUGUCAUCUCUUAUAUGGGUUGUGGCGUAUCUUCCAUCUUUCUUGGAGUCACAUUGCUUACCUACGUGGCCUUUGAGAAAUUGAGAAGGGACAAUCCAUCAAAGAUCCUUAUAAACCUCUCAGUGGCCUUGCUAGGACUGAACAUGUUAUUCCUGGUAAACUCCUGGUUUGCCUCUUUUGACAGCGAUGAGCUUUGUAUUGCUGUCGCUGCCAUUCAGCAUUACUUUCUCUUGGCUGCCUUUACCUGGAUGGGACUAGAGGCCAUCAAUAUGUAUCUUGCCUUGGUCAAGGUCUUUAAUGCAUAUGUACCUUCUUACAUCCUCAAAUGCUGUGCUCUUGGAUGGGGUACACCUCUGAUAGUUGUGAGUUUAGUGCUUGCCAUUGACUUGGAAUCUUACGGCAGCACUGAUACCAGAACACCUCUUGAGAAAUCCACUUCAUUUUGCUGGAUAAAGAAUGAUGUAACUUUUUACACGACGGUGGUUUCAUUCGUGAUCCUGAUACUGGUCUGUAAUAUCGGCGUGUUCACUGUGGUGCUUGUGCAGAUCCGCAAAAUGCGGUUCAAUAAGACCACCGGCAGCAGAAAAGGACUAAUGCAUGACCUGCGUGUGGUGACCAGCCUUACCUUCCUGCUGGGACUGACCUGGUUACCAGCCUUCUUUGCUUGGGGUCAGGCCAAAACACCCCUCUUAUAUCUGUUCUCCAUCCUAAACAGUCUUCAAGGAUUCUUUAUCUUCCUGUUUUAUUGUUUGAUGAAAGACAAUGUAAGGAAACAGUGGAGGAUACACCUCUGCUGUGGGAGAUUCAGACUCACUGAAUACUCAGAAUGGACCCGCUCUGCUACAUUGGGAGCCAAAGUAAAAGGAGGUCUACAAGAAUCACCAUCUAUAAAGUCAGAGACCACCAGUGACAGAAAGACCUCUGACUGCUCACAUUCAGGGUCCAGUCACGAUCAGGUUUGCUUGACCCAGGACAGGGUGAAGUCUUCUGUGUAA